Messenger RNA from Sorex araneus (European shrew), 3981 nucleotides. RefSeq names its product MPV17 mitochondrial inner membrane protein like (gene MPV17L). Gene Ontology annotation, cellular component: membrane; cytoplasm. The record is from RefSeq and is a predicted model, not a curated record. Lineage: Eukaryota; Metazoa; Chordata; Mammalia; Eulipotyphla; Soricidae. Bases 64 to 654 code for a protein of 196 amino acids. The transcript has 4 exons.
GCGGGGCCGGGGCGCCGCCGGCUGAAGGCCCCGGGCCGCGGCGGGCGCCCAGCAGAGCCGGGCAUGGCGGGCUGGUGGCGGGCGCUGCCGCGCGUGGUGCAGCGCUACCCGUGGCCCACCAACGUGCUGCUCUACACGGCGCUCUACUCGUCGGGCGACGCGCUGCAGCAGCACCUGCGGGGCGGCCCGGCCGACUGGCGGCAGACGCGGCGCGUGGCCACCCUGGCCGUGACCUUCCACGCCAACUUCAACUACGUGUGGAUGCGCGUGCUGGAACGCGCCCUGCCCGGCCGCGCGCCGCGCACCAUCCUGGCCAAGGUGGUUUGCGACCAGGCCUUCGCCGCGCCCGUGGGCAUCUCGGCCUUCUACACCGGUAUGAGUAUUCUCCAGGAAAAGGAUGACAUAUUUUUGGACCUGAAACAGAAAUUCUGGAAUACAUAUAAGACUGGACUGAUGUACUGGCCUUUUGUCCAGCUCACCAACUUCAGCUUCGUACCCCUCCACUGGCGGACGGCGUACACGGGCGUCUGCGCCUUCCUCUGGGCCACCUUCAUGUGCUACUCGCAGCAGACGGGUGACGGGACCCUGCAGUCCAUGAUCUCCAGCCUGUGGGUCCUGAUGGCCGAGACGGCCAAACGGCCCCCGGAGAAGUGAGGAGCGCAGCGGGCAGGACUCCCAGGAGGAUGGCAUCACUUGCGGCCUCAGCGCGCAGCGGGCACCUCCAGCCGCCCGACUCCAUCGUGAAGAUACACUGUUUGGUAGAGUCAGUUGGGUUUUGGUUUUGUUUUCGUUUGGGGGCCACUCCUGGCAGUGCAUUGGGGGUGGGGGUUAUGCUCGGUGCACGCACCCCCCCCCAGUGCUGGAGGGUACCUCAUGGUGCCAGUGGUGGAAGGAAUCUUAGUCUCCCUCAAAGCUCGCACUCCAGCCCAUUCAGCCGUCUCCCCGGCCAGCCCUGUUUGUUUUUAAAUCUUCAAGGAUAAUUUAAAAUUUUAUUCUCUAAAGCUUUUUUUUUUUUUUCUUUUUUUGUGCCUGGAUUAAACCUCGGGCCUCGGACCUCCUGGACAGGAGCCCUUAGUAUUAUUUCUCUAAUAUUAUUGCUUCUGUCGCAUAUUAGUUAAUGUCAGUACAGUGGCUGAGUGGCAUUUGGUAAUUAUCACUGUUUGAGUUCUAGUAUUUUUGUGGUAGACGCUUUAAAGAACGCCCCAUUGACUGUGUCCAUCAACAUUCUAGAAUCUCAGGUGAUCGAUACACUUUUGGAUCAGAUUAUCUUUUGUACCAAAAAUAGUUCUUGUAAAUUUCUAUUUCUAGAGCCAAUCACAGAGAAAGUCGAAUAAGCCGGAUCCCUCCGACCACCCCUCCCAGCCCCCAAUACUGUCUAAUCUAUCGUUAUGCAGAUGCUAAGCUUCUUUUAGUCUUUCUAAAAAUCACGUAAACCCGCUGGGUAACCUCAGUAUGUCCUGGACAGAAAGCGUUUUGUCGAUACCUUCUGAUUGUAUAGUUUCUUAAGUGUAUUUUGAUGUCUUUUCAAUUUACACAUAGGCAGUUGCCUCGAGCACGUCAUCUCCUGGACAGAUGAAAUACAUAAAACAUUUGAUCUCUCAAGGAAAUACAGGGAGUGAAGCUUCUGGCUCUAGAGAAUGAAGCAAUUUGGGGCUAGAGAUGACUUCCUGGGCCGGAGUGCAGGCUUUGCGUGCGGGAUGCCUGGGUUUGAUUUGACCCCUAACCCACCUGGUUCCCCAGCACCCCUGGGAACGGCACAACCUCCAAGCAUUGCUGAGGAUAACCGCCCCCUCCAACCCCCCACCCAAAAGCAAAAAUAAGUAAAUAGGUCAAAAAAAUCAACUGUUCUUUCUGGAGUAAGAAUCUUCCCUCCUUCUUCUGGAGGUAAGAAUUUUACUCGCUAUAGUUCCAGAGAAGGGCCAGAGAGAUAGUCCAGUGGGUAGAGAGAAAGUGCUUGCCUUGCAUAUGACUGGCCCGGGUGAGUCCCUCAAAUCCCAGAUGGUCUUCCCAAGCCUGCCAGGAAUGAUUCCUGAAUGCAGAACCAGGAGUAAGCCCUGAGCACCACUGGAUAUGGCCAAGAAAACAACAAAAAUUAUAUAUAUAUACAUAUAUAUAAUAUAAUACAUAGAAUAAAGGUCUAGAGAGAACAGCUACUUCAGACAUCACCUCGAUGCUAUAGGCUUUAAAAGAAACCCUUAAAUUAGACACAAGACACAUGACUCAAGCUUGUCAACAUGCUUAGUUUGUCUCACCUCAAAAUCCGUGGGCUUAAAAAUUAUUUGACUAUUAUUUGAAUAUUUCAGGAAGUUUCAGCAAAUUUCCUGUCCACACAGGAUCUACCUCCACAACUUCAGCCUUGUUGCACCCUGACGUUGCCCUUUCCCAAGGACAUCCCCAUCCCCCCACCUAGGGGCGUGGAGAGCACUGAAAUGUCGAUCCAUCACUCUGGAGAAUUGAUUUCUGACUAAGUCAGUGUAUGCCCAGGUGCUGGGAGGGUGAUUCACCUGGUAGAGCUCAGGCCUAGUGUCUUGCUUCCCCGGUAGUACGUGACUCUCUGAGCAUCACUGGCUGUGGUCCUGGUGGGCCCCUGAGGACCACUGACCUAACUGAUGCUGGGCUGAGCUCUGCUAGGCCUGGACCCUGUUUUUUAAAAAUGGGAGUGUAGGAGCCAGAGAGAUGGUACAGCAUAAGGUACAUGUGUGAGGUGCUUGCCUUGCUUGUGGCAACCGGAGUUUGAUCCCGGCCAUCCCUCAUACAGUCCCCUGACCCCUAUCAGGAGUGAUCCUUGAGUGCGAGCUGAGAAUAAGUCCUAAACACCACCGGGUGUGAUCCAAGACCAAAACCAAAAAAGGCUGUCUAGAGAGAGAGUCUAAAAGCCUUGCAUGCAGUUGACCCUGGUUCAGUCCCCUGUAGCACAUAUCAGCCCCCCAUCCCCUACCCCAAGUUCCAUCAGGGGUCAUUCGUGAGCACAGAGCCAGGAAGAGCCCCCCGAGCACUGUCAGGUAUAGCUCAGCCCCUCCACCCCUCACCCAAAGCAGAAUCAGAGAAGAAUGUAGACCAAGUUUCCGAGGGAUGACCCAGGAGGAGGGACCCAGCCUUACAGGUGUGAGGUCGAGAGUCAGAUUCCACAUGCCAAGGGUGGUUCAGGCAGCGGUGCCAUUUAGACUAGGAUGUCGUCUCCAGAAAAUGUGAGCAAGCACCAUGGCCAUUGAUUGUGCAUAUGACCCACAGCGAGGGCUGCGUUCAAAGUGUGUGCCACCAAAAUAACGAGCUGUGCUAUCAGGUGCGCCAACAGCACAGCUAGCCUGUGCCAUCUCAGCCAGCAUGCGGGUGCCACCUGGGCAUCAUAGCAGCAACUCCCCUCCCCCCCAAAAAAAAAUAAAAGGGAAGGGAAGGAGAGAGGGGAAAAAUACUUCGAAUUUUUAAGCAGACACUUUAUAUGAUUUGUAAUAUAAAUUUAUAUGUCUCAAUAAUGUAACUUCUAAGUAUGUGGUUUUAUGGAUUUCACAGAUAUUAAUAUAUUUUGCAUUGCUAUUUUAUUGGGCCAAUUGUAAGAACAUUUCUAGGAUUUAGUUCUAAGGUCAUUUGCUACCCGUGUUGUCUUAAAAGCAGUUCCUGCCACAGAGAAGCUAGUACCUAGUAGGAGACAUGCUUCGUCCUUUAAGAGAGAGCCAGAGGAAAGGGGUGAACAUCUGUCAUUUGGACUGGCUGGUCAUCUUGUCACUGAACUGCCACCUUAGUUCGAUGAGGGAAGAAGAGUGGUUUGCGUUUUGAAUGAAAACGACUUCAGCUGCUGGACCUUGUGUCUGCUGUCAAGGAGGAAAGACUUUACUGUCAUCAGAGUUAAGAAUGAAAAUGCGUGACUCUACUGCAGAGAAUCAUCUAUUCUUUGAGUUUAUAUAAAUUGUACCUAAGGAUGUUUGCUAAUGCAAGAGUAAUUUUAUGUUUUAAUGUGAGAAAUAAAAUUGAUUUCCAAGAGUG